AUGGCUCUGGUAUCUGGCACUUUCGUUGCCAAGUGGAUAAGUCUAAUUUGGAUGAUUUCAAUCGUUCAUCAAGUUUCAUCGACCGACGUCAACAUUACCAAAUGCUUCAGUGAGUGCCAACUAAAAGUCGCAAAUGAGCUCAGAACAUACCGAAAAUUUAUUCGAGUCAUUGCCCAUAAGGCAUCACGAGUAAUCUACUUUGAUUUAUAUAACGGGCGCGAAAAUCUUUACAAUAAAUCGAAAAAUAUCAUCUAUGCAUGGGUUCGAAAAGGGGAUGGCAAGUCUAUUUUCUCCUUAUCAAGCAACUAUAUGAGUUCAACAUUAGGUCUACCCUCGGUAUUUACGCAAAAUUUCACCAUCAACCUCAACGAGACAAAACCAGGCUGCUAUAAUGCGCUGCCAUUACAAUGUAGACGCCAUUUGAUAUUUACUGCUUUAACCAAAUUUAUUCGAUUGCCAAGUCUAUGCCCUCCGAAGUCAAUUUGUGGUACUAUCUGCAGAAGGAAUUAUUCUGCAGAAAUUGGUGCUAAUCCUACUACUGUCAUCUAUUCAUGCUGCAAUGAAGAUGAUAUAGAAUUUGUGGUUGAUAUUAAUAAAUGCCUGGUGCGCGAGCCAAUUGAUUGGUAUGUUCCCUAUAUGCAGAUGCUGACAAUUAUUAUCAGCAUCCCAAUCAGUGUAGCCUUUAUGGUCAAAUGUAUCAAUGGCUAUAUGGACUCUCGUGGAAAAACAACCACAGAAAACUCUCAAAAGAUUCGGAUCUUGAAUUCUUUACAAUUUCAUGCCAUUGGAUAUUUUUACUUACGUAAACUGGACGAAAAAAGUCGAUGCAAGCAGCUUGGUUACUGUUUCAAGCUCAUUUUACUGGCAUUAAUUGCUUUUGCUGGAGCAAUACUGUCGGUUACCUUUCAGAUAUUUCCUGCGUAUUUUCAGUUCCACCCUAGAAUUUACGACAUUAAAAUACCACGAAAGAUCUACUUCGGUGUCUCAAUCGUGGGUUAUUGCUAUGCGUUGCUAACAACGAUUGUUGUAUUGCCUCACUUGAAGCAAUUUUGCUGCGUAAACUCUCCAAUUCGAUCCAAGCAAUCGCAAGAUAAAUCAUUUAAAUGCUUUACUGGUAAUAGUCAUCGACAAUUACAUUUCCAGUUUACUAAUUACAUGAAAGAUGCCGUAGCUUAUUGGAGAUCGGGAAGUUCUAUAAGUUUUAUCCAAACUUGUUUUUCAAUAUUUAUAUGCCUGCCAUUUGUGAUCUUGGCAAGGAUUGAAAUUAUUCGCAUUGUUCUAUUUAUUACCGACAUCUUAUCAUUAAAUAUGGCUAAUAACCUCCUGCCUACGACAUCUAGAGCAACACCAACGUAUCGCUUAAUAUCGACACUGUUUGCUAUUGCAGCCCUAAUGUAUUCUGUAUUGACCAUCUUCGGCAUUUGGUUAUUUUUGCAAUUUGUGGUUAAGGUAAUAAUUACAUCUACAGCUUUUAUAAUAGCUCAUUCUGUCUAUUUCAGCGUGGUUAUAAUCCUUGUUGUUCCUUACGUGUUUUACGUGAUCAGAAUUAUUGAUGCGUACAGAAGGAAGGAACAUAUGAUACCUCAAAAAGUUCUUAGAUUAAAAGAAGUCGUAACGAAAAAGGUCCGGGAGGUAUAUACAGCAAAAUCAGGCACACUACAUGUAUACUUUAAGCUAUCUCGCAAUAGUAAGGAUGAAAAUAUUGCUAUUGAUGUACCAGAAAUGCUAAAUGAACAAACUAUAAGACAGCAGAUUUGUGAAAAUUUACAAGAGCUAAUUAAGGCUAACCAUCGUACUCUAGUCGAUGGAGUGUCUAAAAUUACGUUCCAAUAUGAAAGACAAGAGGAUAAAGUAAAAGUAACUUUGCCACAGCUUAAUCAAGAUUAUCUCACUAAGAGCUGUAAUUUACAGUUAAGUCAAUUAACAGAUUCAAUUGGUGAGCAUUUAAAAAAUCUAACUGAGGAAGAAUUUUGCAGCAAAUUGACUCAAAUUUAUUAUCCGAUCGAAAAUAUUGAUGAUUUUCCAUGCGUUGGAAUUCCAUUAGAACUCUUUUAUUAUCUUCGAUAUUAUGCUCCAGAAAUAUCUCUUAAUCUAUGGCGCGUUUUCCUUAAUGUUUCAAUAACCACUGGAAUAUUUCUAACCUUCUGCUUGACCAUCCUACUCGAUUCCAAUCUGCCGACGAUCUUUACGAUUAGCGCUGCAGCUGCCAAUAUACCAUCUGUCUAUAUUACCACAACACUGUCAUUAAAAUAUUUGACUAUUUCCGAGGUUGCUGGUCCGACGGCCGAUAUGAUUCUGCUAACAAACAUUCUUCAGUAUCAUAGAGGCUAUCGAUUUUUCUGUACAAGAGGCAUUGAAUUCCAACCUUUUGAACAGCUGAAGAGAAUCCUUUUUUCUUAUCGUAAUCGCCAAAAUGAAAGAGCUGAGGCCAUUAAUUACAACAGCCAACCUCGCGAUGGGCUUCUGUAUCGCGUUUAA
Messenger RNA from Trichoplax adhaerens, 2478 nucleotides. RefSeq lists its product as uncharacterized. The record is from RefSeq and is a predicted model, not a curated record. The transcript has 2 exons. The coding region runs from base 1 to 2478 and encodes 825 amino acids. NCBI's taxonomy places the organism in Eukaryota, Metazoa, Placozoa, Uniplacotomia, Trichoplacea, Trichoplacidae.